Molecule: messenger RNA, 1692 nt
Organism: Corvus hawaiiensis (hawaiian crow)
Lineage: Eukaryota; Metazoa; Chordata; Aves; Passeriformes; Corvidae
Product: zinc finger protein 239-like
Exons: 3
Coding region: 151-1107 (318 amino acids)
Biological process (GO): regulation of transcription by RNA polymerase II
Molecular function (GO): RNA polymerase II cis-regulatory region sequence-specific DNA binding; DNA-binding transcription factor activity
Source: RefSeq, a predicted model, not a curated record
GCAGGAAAAGGAGGAGGAGGAAGAGGAGGAGCAGCAGCAGAAGCGCGCGGUUCCCCCGCCCGCCCGCUGAGGCCGCAGCUCCCCCGGCUCCGGCAGCAUCGCCCCCCCGCAUCCCGAGAGCAGGAUUUCCCAUUGCCAAGCCGUGGCCGGAUGGAGGAGGAGGAGGCCGCGAAUAAGAGGAAGAUGCCCCGGGAGCCCCAGGCAGACAGGGAGCUGAGCACGGAGCCCAGAGAGAACAAAUCCCCAUGGCAGAAGCUGGUGGGAGAGGCCGUUUUGAGUGGCUCCACGGGGCAGGAAUCUAAGGGGGAGGAAGAGCCCCAGAGAUGCUGCACAAGGAGGGGCUGCAAACACAGCCCAAGGAGGUCCAAGGAGGAAGGUGGCCGGAGAUCCAGCCAGAGCUUGGAGCUGGGGGUCCAUGAACAGCUUCACAAUGGGGAGAAGCCUCACAAGUGCUCAAAAUGUGGGAAGGGCUUCAGGUGGAAGUCCAGACUGAUUGUCCACCAGAGAAUCCACACCGGAGAGAGGCCCUACGAGUGUGGGGAGUGUGGGAAGAGCUUCAGAGACAGCUCCAGUCUGAUCUGCCACUGGAAAAUCCACACAGGGGAGAGGCCCUACGAGUGUGGAGAGUGUGGGCAGAGCUUCAGCCAGAGCUCCAACCUGAUUGUCCACCAGAGAAGCCACACAGGGGAGAGGCCCUACGAGUGUGGGGAGUGUGGGAAGAGCUUUGGCCGGAGAUCCAGCCUGUGGGCACACCAGCGGACGCACACAGGGGAGAGGCCCUACGAGUGUGGGGAGUGUGGGAAGAGCUUUGGCCGGAGAUCCAGCCUGUGGGCACACCAGCGGACGCACACAGGGGAGAGGCCCUACAAGUGUGGGGAGUGUGGGAAGAGGUUUCCAAGGAGCUGCAGUCUCCUCAAACAUGAGCAGAGUCACACGGAUGAGAGGCCCUUCCGCUGCCCCGACUGCGGGAAGGGCUUCCAGCGCAACUACACCCUCAUCAUCCACCGGCGCAUCCACACCGGGGAGAGGCCCUACGAGUGUCCCCAGUGUAGGAAGAGUUUCUCACAGAGCUCUAACUUGACCCAACACCAACGGAGCCACCACUAAGGGAAGCCCUGCGAGUGCCCCGAGUGCGGGAAGAGCUUUGUGCGCUGCUCCAGCUCCAUCCCCCGUGGGAGGAUCGGCGUUGGAUGAUCCCCAGUGACCCCCGUUGGGCAGAGCCCCAGAGCUCCGUGGUGCUGGUGAUCUGUGUGGGAAGACACCAGGCUGGGCGGCUCCGCCUCUUCCUGGCUCCCCGUGGCCUUGAUUUUCUUUUCAUUUCUCUUUGUCCUUUCAAAACACCCAAACCCAGGGUAAAAAUAAAGAUGUUGAACUAAGACAUGGAUGGGGACGUGGGGGGAUCUUCCAGGGGAUGUGGGAGAUGCUGGCUUCAAGGGAGUUGAGGGUUCCUGGUGAUUCAUUAAAUCUCGAUAUCCAUGGACAAAGACCCUCUAACUAAUUAAAGUUAGAAAGUGGUAUGUUUAUUCAGGCACCAGUGGGGGGGCAUGGGAGUAGCCUCCUAAAGACAUGCCAGCCAAGUACAAGGUUUCUCGUUCUCUAUUUAUUACUCAAAGUUUUACAUCUUCUGCAUAUGUAUGACCCCAGCACCUCCCAUCCUCCGCUUUGUAUUAAAAUGAGAUCAUUGGUCUUUCA